CAUCUCGCCGAAACAAGAAGGACCAUAUUUGCAUUUCUCUGCUCGCGGCACAAUCCAAUCAACUAUCCAACUGAACCAUCAUGUCGGGAACCAUCGAUCACAGCGUCAGCACCCUCAUUGCUCCCCUCCUCUCUACACAAGAUCUCUCAACCAGCGUCUCCCUCAUAUUUUGUCUCAUUUUGCUGUGGGGUGUCUCUUUGAGAGCGAAGGCGUGGUACGGAGCGAUCAAGAUGGUUUGCCAGCUUCUUAGUAUUUCGAUACCAGGUCAGCUCAACCUCCAACUCCAAGUAGGUCUCCUCUUCUCACGUGAAAAAGCAGAUUCCUUAUAUCAUUAGCAUUCGUUCUAGAACGACUCGGAGAAACUGGUCCCAAGCUGCUGGACAACGAUCAACAAGGCCCUUUGUUGGGUGGGAUAUCAAAGAGGCACGGU
Mollisia scopiformis is the source of this 430-nucleotide messenger RNA. RefSeq lists its product as uncharacterized. The transcript has a single exon. The record is from RefSeq and is a predicted model, not a curated record. Bases 81 to 335 code for a protein of 84 amino acids. Lineage: Eukaryota; Fungi; Ascomycota; Leotiomycetes; Helotiales; Mollisiaceae.